AUGCCCCAAACACGCUUUAGCUUCUCCUCCGUCCACUGCGCCACGCCAGAGUUCCACCUUGGCCAAACUCUGUGCUGCCAAAACUGCACCAAAGGCCUCCAAGAUCCGCAAACUUUUCGGCUUGGAGAAGAAGGACCAGCAAUCGAUGAUGUGCGCCAGUUCGUGGUCCGUCGUGAAGUGAAGGAAGGCAAGAAGAGCAAGGCCCCGAAGAUCCAGCGCUUGAUUACUCCUCAACUGUUGCAGCGAAAGCGGUAUUUCAAGGCCCUCACCCGCAAGCGCAUGGAAGCAGGCAAGGAGGCCAAGGCAGCCUACCAGAAGCGCCUCUCUGAGUACCACCAUGAGCAGAAGGAGAAGCGCGCAGCGGAGCUGCAGAAGAAGAAGGCACCUUGUUGGGCCGACACGGCCGACACCACACACUUCAGUUCAAGGAUGUGGCAGAAGCGGCAAAAAACAUGUUAUAGCUACGUGAUGCUACGUGUGGAACUCAACGGCUUCAGUUUCCCACGGGACAUAUUCCCAUAG
Molecule: messenger RNA, 522 nt
Organism: Durusdinium trenchii
Lineage: Eukaryota; Dinophyceae; Suessiales; Symbiodiniaceae
Source: the annotation of a GenBank genome assembly